This is a messenger RNA of Danio rerio (zebrafish), 5510 nucleotides long. The record is from RefSeq and is a predicted model, not a curated record. NCBI's taxonomy places the organism in Eukaryota, Metazoa, Chordata, Actinopteri, Cypriniformes, Danionidae.
AGGAGAGAGAGAGAGAGAGUGAGAGAGAAAGAGAGAGAGAGAGAGAUGUGUGCAGACAACCUGCUCGCGCGUAAUUCUGGGAGGACUCUCCGCCGAGCAACGACACAAUAAACACUCACGGAACCGCAAGAGUUUCCCCAGGUGGAGUAACAAUAAGCACUUCAAUCACGUCACACCAUCCAUCCAGCCAGGAGUCCAUCAUCAAUCUGCAGCCAUGUAUCUCAACAGGGAGGAGGAGUACAGCAAAGGGGAAGAGGAAUAAACCCGGAGUGGAGUCCGUCGGGUCUCCGGAUUCAGGAAGAGGAAGAGGGGAGAAAAAAGCCAUCAAUGAUUUAGACAGAGACUUUUGGAAUAACAAUGACAGCAGUUCAGUGCAGCAGCGCUGGAGCUCAUACCCGCCCAAGGAGUUUGUACUAAACAUUUCUCCUUAUGCCCCUUAUGGAGACCCGCGCCUCACACUCAAUGGGACGGUUCACGGGGGCCAGAAAGGGGCCGCGGGGUGUGUAUUGGGGGACGGAGGGGGUCCGUCACGCAGUGACAGCGUCAGGAGCAUGAUGACGGGCGGCAUUAAAGCCGGCAGGUGGCAGACGGUGCAAAGCCGCCUGCAUUCGGGAGACUUCAAGAACGGCAAUCUAUCCGACCACACCCUUUCUUCGGUCGAGACUUUGGACUACGUCCCGUCAGCAGGGGCGACUCCUCGGCCACGCACUUUACUGCGUCAGCAAAGCCUCCAGCAGCCGCUGAUCCAGGCUCCGCCUCCAAAUUUAGCCAGUAGGCCGCCGAUCUCCCAGAGUCUGGGGCAGCUGCACACCCAGCCAGGAGGGGCGGGGCCUGGGGGAGGGGGCGGAGCAGGCUCGAGGAACUCAAGGGGAGAGCCAGCCCAACAUAGGUCAGCAGGUGCCGGGGGGCGGGGCUCCGGAAACCCUGGCAGCGUGGAUCACAUGAUGGGUCAGAUAAAGAAGCGAGGCCUGGACGUUAAAUCCUUCCUGGAAGGAAAAAUGGUGGUUCUGUCUCUUGCGAUCGGAUUGGCCGAGCAGGACGACUUUGCCAAUCUGCCAGACCUACAGGAAGUACCAGCCAGUCAAGAAACCCCUGAAAAGAGUAGGAAUAUGGGGAAUAAGCCAGCCAACAGUCCUAAGGGUCAGCCGCCAGACGCAGACGGACAUUCCUCAGUGUCGGACCUGGCCAACUCGCUCACUGGAGACAUGGUGAUGUUGUCUCCGGGGUCGGAGGACGAUGACCAUGAAGGUCCAGUGAGUGAGAAACUGGGCAGGAUUCAGUUUUCUUUGGGCUACAGUUUCCAAGACACAACUCUGACGGUGAAGAUCCUUAAAGGUCAAGAUCUGCCUGCUAAAGACUUCUCUGGGACCUCCGACCCUUUUGUGAAAAUCUACCUACUGCCUGACAGAAAGCACAAACUUGAGACCAAAGUCAAGAGGAAAAAUCUCAACCCGCACUGGAACGAAACCUUCCUGUUUGAAGGGUUCCCAUAUGAGAAGGUGCGGGAGCGGACGCUGUACCUCCAGGUGCUGGAUUACGAUCGGUUCAGCCGUAACGACCCAAUCGGAGAGGUUUCCAUUCCUCUGAAUAAAGUGGAGCUCGGACAGCUGAAGUCCUUCUGGAAGGAUCUCAAACCCUGCAGUGACGGCAGCGGAAGUCGUGGUGAUCUGCUGGUGUCUCUGUGUUAUAACCCCACUGCCAACACCAUCACUGUCAACAUCAUAAAAGCUCGCAACCUCAAAGCCAUGGACAUCGGGGGCACCUCAGAUCCCUAUGUAAAAGUAUGGCUAAUGCACAAAGACAAGCGAGUGGAAAAGAAGAAGACAGUGACCAUCAAACGCUGCCUGAACCCCGUUUUUAAUGAAUCCUUCCCCUUUGACGUGCCCGCACAUGUUCUCCGAGAGACCACCAUCAUCAUCACCGUCAUGGAUAAAGAUCGUCUGAGCCGCAAUGAUGUCAUUGGAAAGAUUUACCUGUCAUGGAAGAGUGGUCCUGGUGAGGUCAAACAUUGGAAGGACAUGUUGAGCCGGCCACGUACAAAUGUGGCACAGUGGCACGCCCUCAAAGCCUGAUUCACCCUUUCCAUUUCCCCAUUUCCCCCUCCAACCCCAUUUGACCCGAUACCCCGUCCUUAUGCACAAGACUAACUUGCUGCCAGGCGGCACAACACGGGUACUUUUAGCCAUCCACUCUUGUAACCUUUAACCUUUGAGCUUCUGAGUCUCUCCUUCACUUUCAUCUCUUUUUAGUCUGGUAACAUGUAGUGUAAAUGUAACGGAGGCCAAAUAGUAAGUAGGGGUUAUAUUUGGUGCCGUGACCCGGAUGGGAGUGAGAUUUAGAGUGUGAGCAUAACGAAGACCAGCUAGCAGGAGAUGUGCAAGUAAACCUCACUCCCAUUACCUAAAGAGGAGCAACAGUGACUGACAAUAGAGAAUGCAGCAUCAUUGUUGGAUCACUGGAGACACUAGUUUGAACCCUGAUUGGAGCACUGCUAGUAGAACCAUAGGGGUUUAAUUGGUGCCAUAACCCAGGUGGGAGUAAGAUUUAGGAGGUUGGGAGUAAAAGAGGCAAGAUAGUUAAAGAUAGACCUCACUCCCCUCACCUUAAAAUGUACACUAGGGACUGAUGUUGUACACUAGAGUCCUUGUAAGCGCACCUGCCUUUCAUGCCUGAUACAUCCAUGCAAGUCCUAAUUUGAGUAAUGCUAGUAAAACUUGAUGGGUUACACUGGUGCCCUGACUCGGAUGGCAGUGAGGUUUAGAGGCCAGCUAAUUAGAGAUGUGAAGGUAAACCUUACACCCCCUCUUCUCAAGAGGUAAACUAGAGUCCUUGUUAGUGCUCAUGCCUCCCAUGCCUAAGACACUCAUGCAAAUCCCAAUUUAAUUGAUGCUAGUUGAACCUGAAGGGUGCCAUUAACCAAGUGGGAGUAAGGUUUAGAAGGUUGAGUGUAAAAGAAGCCAGAAAGUUGGAAAUGUGCAAGUAAACCUCACUCCCCUAACCUAAAGAGGUACACUAGGGACUGACUUUAGAGGAUGCAGUCUUCAGCUACCUUGUUAUCUACUUCCCAAACCAGAGACCCCCAUUAGAAUUCAAAUCCAAGUAGUGCUAGUAGAACUGCACGGGUUGCAUUGUUACCAUGAUCCAGUUGGGAGUGAGGAUUAACGUGCGAGAAUAACUAAUUUUGCUAGUCAAGGAUUUGCAGGUAAACCUCAAUCCCCUGGCUUCAAAUGCAUGAGGCUGCAGUCCUUAGUGUCCUUGUUAUUCACCUGUAUCCCAUGCCAUUCAAAUUCUAAGCUAGUAGAACCAGAAGCGUUUCAUUAGUGCUAUGAACCAAUGAGAGUGUAAUUCUGAAGAUCAAGUUGGAGAUUUGUGAGUAAGCCUCACUUCUCUGUCCUCAAGGGACAUACUAGCAAAUUGUCUUUGAGACUGCAGUGCUUAGCCUUCUUGUAGUGUGCCCUGAUGAGAGUAGGCCUGGAGGGGUUAAAUUGGUGCCAUAACCCAGAUGGUUUAGGUGGCAAGUGUAACAAUGCAACGAAUAGAUGAUGUGCAAGUAAACCUUACUCUCCUGGCCCCAAGAGCUUCACUAGCAAUCAACACAAAAGGCUGAAGUCUAUAGCAUUCAUGUUAGCAUGCCUGCCUCACAUACUAAAGACACCAGUUUGGGUCCCACACAGAAUGCUAGUACAGUCCUGGGGGGUUACAUAAAGGCCUGCAUGUUAACUAAACUCUAAUUUAGUUCCUUGAUAUUGUGCACAUUAGCAUUCAUUUGGGAUUUUGGGAUAAACACUAAAACCAACAAAGCCAUUUAAUGAUGCUCUGAGAGCACUCACAUUACAACUACAUGUUACCAGGAUGUCGUUUCCUUCCUGUUUUGAUUUUUUUUUUUACCCACAAUUCCCCUGUGUCCUCAGGCUGGAGAGGUCUGACAUCUAUCUGAUGUGUGAACGCAUCACCUCAGCCUCGUCCCUCAUCUCACUGAACCAACCCCAUGUCUAGACCCGCCGACUCGUGGGAGCUCAUUUGGCAGCCUUUAAAUUGGCCACCGCUGAAACGGAUCAAGUCACAGGAACUCUGGGAAUUGUAUUUUCCAGGUCUCAGACAUCCCAUGCGAGUCCAUCGGCCCCGGAGGGCCGCUGUAAUUAAAGCCAUGAGGGGAAACGAGACGCCCUCUUUCCAUUAACAGUCUCUUGUUUUAUUUCGUCUCCAUUUAUAGUUGUUUUUCUCAAAAUCCCUGACCUCUCCAAGCCUUUUUCUGCGUCUAUCCCACUUGACCUGAUUUUCCGCACCUUUGUUCUCGUUCUAUCCAUCUUCCCAUCUUUUUUCUUCUCCUGAGUAAACGCGCCGAUUGGUUCAGCUGAUAGACAUUGAAAUCUUACGCCAUCUGGAGACCUACGGACAGCAAAUAGACUCCACCACCUCUGUCUCUUUUGCUUUUUUCUCUGUGGUUUCUCUUUAUCGCUGGCACAAUAGUAGUGAAGUCCCUCUUUUUCUUGGGAUCCCUUGUCGUCCGUGUGCUGUGAGUGACGUGUUGUAGAUCCAACCAAAAUAUUGUUAAAAAAACAUUUACCACCGAUGGAGGAGGAGGAAAGAUAACUUCCAUGAAGGAUCGUUCCAGGUCUUCUGGGACUUUUGGGAGAUAUUCUUGACGGAAGAAGAGAAAAAAAAACACAUACACAAAAGUAAAACUUGAUGUCAUCUUAUUUUUCACGAAUAGAACAUUUGAAGAAACCAAUCAGAAUUGUUCUUCCAGAUUUGCUGUGAAAUAUAGAAGCAAAAAGUUGAUUUUGCGCCACAUGCGCUGGAUAGUUCUCGCCACACUUUGCUCUAGUGAUGUGUUUUUUUUUUGUGUGCGCUGAUAGGGGCUCAUCUUUUACAGAAAUCCUCCUAUUAAUGGAAAAAAAUACUUGCCUUUACCUACGUAUGUGUGCGUAUGCGACUGUGUCAGGUAGAUGAGGAUGAAUCUCACAGAAACACGUCCGGGUCAUAUUUUAUCCCAAAAUCAAAAGAAACAAGCAUUUUACCUUAAAUAACAUAGAUAUAUUUAUAGAUUUUGAUAACUGUAUGCGUUAAGGUGAUUAAUUCCUGCUACUUUAAAUCAUAAUUCUGCCAUAUGAAUUAUAAUUAUGCCAUAUACGGUUUUAAUAACGGUGUUAUUUAUCAAUACAAAUAAAUGGACCUAUAAACAUGCUUUAUCUUCUUUGCGCAAAAUAUAAUAAUUCCCCUUCCUCGCCUUUGAUCUUGCUGUGAGAUGUGACCUGGACCUGUUCUCGACAGGUUUCGUGCGUGUAUUACAGCAUUAAUGUGUAUCUUCAUUGAUGUUAAAAAUAAUCAAAGUGUGUGAAUAUGCUGCUCUAUUUUUCUCAUGGCUUCCUUCCGUCUUAUUAUGAGACUCUUUUACUCUUUUCUCCUCUGAAAAGAGUCGGAGAAACGUGAGCUGCACUUUUUAAUGGUGUAACACUGAGAAAUAUCAUAGUAAUUGUUAAUACAAUAAUUAAUAGUUUUUGUAUUUU